Messenger RNA from Candidula unifasciata, 699 nucleotides. Lineage: Eukaryota; Metazoa; Mollusca; Gastropoda; Stylommatophora; Geomitridae. The record is from the annotation of a GenBank genome assembly.
CCGCGCCUGCACGUGGUCAAGGUUCAACUCAAGGGCGCCAAGAAUCGAAGGACAAUCCUCACAUUCGGCUUCCCGGAGGCCCAGUUUUAUCGCUGUCAACCGCCUACCAGAACGAGGAGGUUGAAAUUAUUGCUAAUUUUUCAGGACUUGGCUCUUAAAAAUGGUUUCAUCACAGCUUUGAAGAUUAAGCAUAAUCCUUUCGCGAAAGCUUUCCUGGAUGCCAAAGAAAGGCCUGAUCAAAGAGAUUACGCAGAUGAUUCAGCAUACGAGCAAGAGCGAGGCUUCUCACAUUUCGCUGCAUCCUGGUACCUACCGUCGACCCCCCACUCCCUGAUCCCACCUCCCGCCCAUCAGUUCCCUCCUGCAUCUAGGCCUGGGGGACUCCCAGUUUUUCUUAUUUCCACAGGUUAUCCCUGCGACGUCAGUUCCAACCUCCAAGUAUUAAAUUUAGCGUCAGACAAUUGGAGCAAUAUGUCAAUGGGCGGUCAUAGCAUGCUUCCCGCCUCCCACGCUUCUCAUGGCCAAUACGGAGUGCUGAUGAGUGCGGUUGGCAACAUGUCACCCAAUCAAAACUGUGGAAUGUCAACAUAUCUUCGUAGCUCCACCCCUUAUUCACUUUCAACAUCUGCUGCAUCCAGUCCUGGAUUAGGAAAUAUGGCACCGGUAAGGAUGAUACUAUUACAUUGUUUCCCCGUGUAG